UGUGGGUAUAAGAAUACGAAGCAUAAUAAAUUUCAUUUAGGGUUUAACGUAUACAUACCAUACCUAUGGGGGUGGAUGCGAAACGUUCUCCAUAUAUCCUUGAGGAGUCUGCCGGUGACAUCGAAUAGCUGUGCUUUUUUAAGAGUCUAUCAAUGCCAGUUGCCGCAAAUGGGCAUCUUAGCGAACGUUAAUGAUCUCAUGGCUUCAAGAUAAAGAAAUGAGAGAAGCGGAUUACCUAGACUACUCCAUGACACCCCCGCAGAUUAGACCCGUCAUAUCUACGUUGGAGAGUCAAACCGGCAUAUGUCGCGGGGUUGAGAGAUGUAGGGAUCUGGCUUACCAUGCCUUAUAAGCCAUCUAUAAUAAGUUGAUAACCGUAUUGAAGCCUGCAGUUCAACUGCAUCGCCUAUACGGAUCCGUACGCAGUUAUUAUAUCUACCUUUAUUUACCUAACUUUUUACAUCAUGGUGUGGCCUCGUGUUAGCAAGAGCCAAGCCUUCAUCAUAUUCUCACUUUUUACUUGGACCAAUGCUUGUCUGCACGAGAGGCGCUUCCAUUCAAAUUUGGCCGAAAAACGGGAUACUACUCCAUUAUCACCUUUGAGCCCAGAAGAAACCAUCCUUGUGAACUCUAUAUCCAACACCAGCAUCUCAGAAUGGUCCUAUUACUACACCCAUGGAGCACACCUAGCCGGGAAGAACUUGACGAUGGCACAGUGGACAGCGGAUCUCUGGAAAGAGAACGGCUGGAACUCAAGCGUGGUCUCUUACGAUGUUUACUUGAACUAUCCGGUCAACAAGUCCCUGAGCUUAACGUAUACGAAUGGAACUGUUUAUCGCCCGUAUUUGGAGGAAGCCGUAUUGAGCCAAGACGAGACGACUAGCUAUCCAAACUCGAUACCCACGUUCCACGGCUACUCCGCUAGCGGCAGCGUAGAUGCCGAAUUUGUCUACGUCGGACGUGGCCAGCAGGUUGAUUUCGACCGGCUGGUCGAGCUAGGGGUGCCUUUGGAAGGCAAGAUUGCUGUUGCUCGGUACGGAGGCCCCUUUAGGGGGUUAAAGGUGAAGAACGCGCAGGAGAACGGCAUGAUAGGCGUGGUCAUCUUUACAGAUACCGCUGAAGACGGAAACGUUACCGAGGCUAACGGGUACGCGGCCUAUCCAGAUGGACCAGCGCGCAAUCCCACUGCCGUGCAGCGAGGUAGCGUGCAGUUCCUCUCGACGUAUCCCGGCGACCCUACUACUCCGGGCUACCCCUCGAAAGAAGGCUCGCCCCGCGUAGAACACCCAGGAGUUCUCCCAGACAUUCCUUCGAUACCAAUCUCGUAUGCAAACGCGAUCCCGAUCCUUGCUGCUCUCGAUGGACACGGGACGACGGGUAACGAGGUCAACCGCACUGGUUGGGUGGGUAAGCUGAACGUGUCGUACAGUACCGGACCUGCACCCGGUACAACGAUCAGCCUGUCAAAUUUCAUGGAGGAUACGUACACGCCAAUUUGGGAUGCGAUUGGGGUGAUAAAUGGCACGAUCGCGGACGAAACUAUCGUGAUAGGAAACCAUCGCGACGCCUGGAUUGUCGGUGGCGCUGCUGACCCGAACAGCGGAUCCGCAAUCUUAGUCGAGCUAUCGAAAUCGUUUGGCAAACUCCUAUCUCAAGGAUGGAGGCCGAAACGAAAUAUUGUCAUCGCUUCGUGGGAUGGAGAAGAGUACGGUCUCUUGGGGUCGACUGAAUGGGUUGAGGAAUAUGUUCCCUGGCUCACCGAGACUGCAGUGUCGUACCUGAAUGUCGACGUUGGCACAUCCGGGCCGUGGCCAUACAUAGAAGCGACACCGGAACUCCACGACAUCGCUAAAGAGGUUAUGAAGAAAGUCUUGUGGAAAGAUGGGCGCACCAUGUACGACGUCUGGGCUGAAUAUACUCAAGGUUCAAUUGGUGUGCUAGGGAGUGGUAGUGACUAUACUUCUUUUGUUCACAACGGCAUCGGUUCAAUUGAUAUGGGCGCUGGCUCGGGUGCGACAGAUCCCAUUUAUCAUUAUCAUAGUAACUUCGACUCUUAUCAUUGGAUGUCGACGUUCGGAGAUCCUGGCUUCCUUGUCCACAAGUCCAUGGCUCAGUAUGUUACACUCCUAGCGUAUACUCUUGCGAGCGAAGACGCGAUACAGUUCAGUCUACCAAACUGGGGUGUAGAACUAGAGAAAUAUUAUGAGGAUUUACUCUCUUUGGUAAAUUCAACUGAGUACGACCUGGAUACUUCCACGUUACAGGAAUCCAUCCAAGGCUUCAAGACGGCAGCGGCGGAGGUGGAUGCCCAAGAGAAACAAGCAAUUUCAAGCAAUGAUUCCGGACUCCUCACCCUCGUCAAUCACAAGUAUAGGGACUUUCAACGGGGCUUCGUAUCUCAGGGUGGCCUGCCUGGCCGCGAGUUUUACCGACAUCUUAUUUUUGCGCCAGGACUUGACACCGGCUAUGCAGCAACAACAUUUCCAGGGAUAACAGAGGCGGUAGUAGCUGGAAACAUAUCACUUGCAGCUCAAUUUGUGCAAAAGACUUCUGAUGCCAUAUCAGUAGCUAGAGAUAUAAUUAGAACAUAGACACACGCAAUCGUUGCGCUUGGAAUUUACUAGUUACAGCUAAUUGUUAUUGAGAUAGAAC
This is a messenger RNA of Daldinia caldariorum, 2652 nucleotides long. Its product is annotated as glutamate carboxypeptidase. The record is from RefSeq and is a predicted model, not a curated record. NCBI's taxonomy places the organism in Eukaryota, Fungi, Ascomycota, Sordariomycetes, Xylariales, Hypoxylaceae. Gene Ontology annotation, molecular function: carboxypeptidase activity. The coding region runs from base 465 to 2591 and encodes 708 amino acids. The transcript has 8 exons.